CGGUUUGCGGUUUGUCGGCGGAGUGCUGAGGCUUCACGUCGGUUUCCGGUCCAAGAUUUCAACACGUUAAGGUUUACCUAAUAUAAUACUUGUCCCGGAUAGAGAAAGACUCGUGAUUUAUUUUUUUUCGUGAGAACUGAUUUUUCCUGCAGAUCAUUUCUGAAACAGAAUGGCGGAUCAGCUGACUGAGGAACAGAUUGCAGAGUUCAAAGAGGCGUUUUCCCUCUUCGACAAAGAUGGCGAUGGCACCAUCACCACCAAAGAGUUGGGAACUGUGAUGCGUUCACUUGGCCAGAACCCCACCGAGGCCGAGCUGCAGGACAUGAUCAAUGAGGUUGAUGCCGAUGGCAACGGAACAAUAGACUUUCCAGAGUUUCUGACCAUGAUGGCCAGGAAGAUGAAGGAUACAGACAGCGAAGAGGAAAUUCGAGAAGCCUUCAGAGUCUUUGACAAGGAUGGAAACGGCUACAUCAGCGCAGCUGAACUGCGUCAUGUCAUGACUAAUCUUGGUGAAAAGCUGACAGACGAGGAAGUAGAUGAGAUGAUUCGAGAGGCUGACAUUGAUGGUGAUGGGCAGGUGAAUUAUGAAGAGUUUGUGCAGAUGAUGACUGCAAAGUGAAAGAUGUCUUCCAUUCUGUAUCUCUUUUACAUUGCUUGUCCUACUAAGAUCACUCUGUCUUUAGAAAAUAACAGAUCAGAAGUUUACUUCAGUGAAAAAUCAGAAUUUCAAAUUUCAAAGACACCAACUGAAAUAGAACUAAAGCGUAUUUUGUUGGGGGAAAAUUGCAGCGUUGUUCCAGCAGAUCUGACUGGAUCAAGCAUAACAUGAGCCUUUUUGGUGCAGAAUUCUUUAGAUCUGGCAUAUUUUGACAACAGUGGCACUCCCAAGUAAAAAAUUAAACAGCAUACAUGUGUAGGAUGUGGUGAACAUUUCUCUUCAAAUAUAAGCAAAAUAACCAAAUUAAAAAUGGUAAUUGUCAUAAAGGAUCGAAACGAUGCAUUCAAUUAGAAAACAGUUGCAUGUGCCCUUUGUGGUGAGGUCAUGCUUUAACUCCAACUCUGCUGCUCUUUUUCACCCUAAAAAUUGAAAGGUAGCACAACUGGAUGUAUAUACACUGAUACUGUAUUAUACAUCAUAAUAUGUACGUAAACAUCCUCAAUUUAUGUAACACUGAAGUGUGAUGGAUACUGAGCUGAAAUUUCAUGUUGGCCAGCAGCUAGAUCUGACCGGUUUUGUCUUCAUUGUGACAGGCUGUAGUUGUGUGUGCUGGCUAAAACCCUCCUACAAGCACUGAUGUACAGUAUAAAGUACAUAAACUAAAGAACUGAAUAUAGGUUGACUAAUGUAAAUGAAAAUUUGGAGAAGAGUCAUCAAUGCUAUUUAUCAGUGUUAAGCUUUUUAAACGUUUUUCCACUGUGCUCGUCUGGUGAACUUUGCAUCUCCUGUUGUUGUAAUAGCAUGAUCUGUGCGUUUGUUUUAAUCAUGAGAUGUGCCAUAUACUCUUUAGCCACAGUCUACUCGCAAAACAACUUUUAGUCACUUAAGACAUAUAUAAAACUGAGGAAUAUGUACACACGCACACUUAUAUUUGCAUUUUGGUGUUAAAAAUAAGUAUUUUCAUUUACAGAUGGAUAUGUUGGCACUACUUUAACUAGUUGUUUGUCUCUUGCUUUUGUGGGUUUGUCAGAGCUUCUUGUUCAGUCUCUAAAUCUCAUCGGCGCUUUGCUUGCAGUAUGACUGAAAAGGAAAAAACAACAACAAAAAAAAACAGGGUCCAUUACAGGAGGACGAAGAUGAUUUGUUUCACUUAUACUAAGUAUCGUUGGCUUUUGGGGGUCGUUAUUAUUUUGGUGAUUUUGUUGUGGGCGAUGCAGAAUUAUACUGUUCUACUCAGAGCAGACUUUUUUUGGGGGGUUUAGUCAGAUGUAAAAAUGAUAAAGGAUCAAGGAUUCAACAUGUGAAAAGUGUAUGAAUAAUAUGCACUAUAUAUAUAAAAUGUUUUCCAAUAAAAAUAAAUGUAUACUUUAUGCUUGCA
Clarias gariepinus (North African catfish) is the source of this 2036-nucleotide messenger RNA. RefSeq names its product calmodulin 3a (phosphorylase kinase, delta) (gene calm3a). Bases 170 to 619 code for a protein of 149 amino acids. Gene Ontology annotation, molecular function: calcium ion binding. The record is from RefSeq and is a predicted model, not a curated record. Lineage: Eukaryota; Metazoa; Chordata; Actinopteri; Siluriformes; Clariidae. The transcript has 6 exons.